UCCAUCAUGGAGGCUAAAUGUGUUGUCAAGUGAAGCUUUCGCAUGCUUGUUUAUUUCUGUAUUGUGAAGUGCCUUCAAAGAUUCAGAGUACAGAUGUAAAAUAUGUAUCAAUGGAUAAUUGUAAAUUAUGACAAUAGUUUUGGAUAAACACAGAUUAAGUUAAUUAAUAUGGGUAGCUUAGAUGCGACGUCAACCUCGCUGGCUGAGGACUUGCAGGAUUUGCAGCUCGAUAGACCCACCAAAGGUCUAAAGUCUGUUGAAGAACUCGAAAAAUUAACGGUUGACGAACAUUUGAGUGAUAUCGAGAGGGCAGUUUAUUUACUGAGUUCUGGACAAGAAGUACAAAGGAUAAGUGUAAUCCACAACCUGCCUGACUUACUCCGCGACACGGAAAGUCAUGACGAGUGUAUGCGACGCGUCGUCCCCAAAGUCAGGGAGGUGCUCCAUGUGGCCCAGACGGAGAUGCAGCUGGCCGCCUCCUCAGCUUUCCUGCAGAUUUUACAGAAGAACCUCGUUCCUAUCCAGAAUUACUCACAGACAUUCCUACAGACAAUCCUCAACAGUGUGGACAGCAAAGACCCAGAUGUGGCUUCUGCCUGGUUGGAUACCCUACUAGAUGUCAUUGAUCUCCUACCCAAAGAAGUCAUCAAAAAAGAGAUUCUGGGGUCCGCCAUUGCCAAGGGACAACUGGCGCAGUCAGUCCAGUCUAGAUUAGCCUGCUGUCGAAUUUUGGGCAAAAUAUCCACCAAAUUUGAACCAUUUGUAAUCAAGAAGGAGAUUCUGCCGGUCGUGCAGUCCCUGUGUCAGGACGUGGAUUACGAGGUCCGGGGCUGCAUGUGUCGACAGCUAGACUGCGUCGCCAGGGGGCUAGGGUCUGUAUCAAUAACGCAAAAAUGUGUGCUGGAUGCAGGUAAGAUGACCAGUCUGUGUGCUGCAGGUAAGAUGACCAGUCUGUGUGCUGGAUGCAGUUAUUCAGAAACUUGUGGUACCACAAUAAUCCCUCUUGUGUGUAAGAUCUGUCAGCAGGCAGUGCAGGCUGAAGACGCCACAUUACCCGUGGUAGCCACUCAGCUGGGCAAGUUGUGUCAUGGAAUUUCAGAUAAUUUGACAGAGGAACAGAAGCAGUGGUUUAUAGACUACUAUAAGAAGCUUUGUCAUGUGGGUUUAGAAAAGAACAAGGCAAGUAGUAGAGUGACCACGCCCGUAAGUGAAAAGGAUCGCAAUAAAGAAUCAGACUUGCCCGAUAUCUUUGAGCUGGAAGACAAAUUGGUGGAGUGUAGAAAAAACAGUGCAUUUAAUUUCCCUGCAAUGGUUUUAUUUACUGGUGCAAAACAGUUCAAGGCUGACCUUCAUGUGACCUUUAGUCAUCUCUGUAAGGAUCCCCACUUCAUAGUUCGGAAAACUAUCUCAAGCGGUUUUCACGAAGUAUGUAAGCUGCUAGGAAACAACGCACAACUGAUUCAGUCAGAUUUAGUGGCCUUGCUGAAGGAUGACUCAAUAGACGUACUAAAAGGUGUAGUGAGCAAUAUGCCGGCCAUUCUAGAUUGUUACAUGACCAGUGGCAGCAAUCACACAGUGAAUGAGUCUAAAUCUGGCCCCCUUUCCGAUAUCAUUCCAGCCUUUCUGGCGUCCGAGAAUGUGAUUUUUUCCUCCAAUAACUGGAGAUUACAGCAGGAGCUGAUGGAGAGCAUGGCUUGCCUGAUAAGGUGUUACUCCAGUGAAAACCUCUACAACAAAGUCAUUCCAAUCCUGAAACAAAAGCUCUGCAAAGCUAGGGCACUGCCAGUCAAGAUAGCAGCUGCUAGCUCUUUAUUGAAAUUGACAAGGAAGGUGAAGAAACGUGAACAAAGAGAAGAAAUAUUUCACGUCUUAAUUCAAGACUUUUGCCAUGCCAGGAAGUGUUAUCUUAGAAGUGUGUUUGUGGACAUCUGUAGUGUUGUGAUAGAACUGUACUCCAAGAAAUUCUUCAAGGAAACUUUCUUUGAAUAUCUUUUGGAAUUACACACUGACAGUGUGCCAAAUAUAAGACUACGUUUGUGUUCAAUUUUACCUGACUUAAAACGUUUACUAAUCCUUCCAACUGACCGAGGACUCUUACAGCAAUUAGACGCUUGUGUUCGCAAAUUAUUAGUUUCUGAAAAGGACAAGGACGUGUCUGAUGCUAUUCAAAAUGCUGUGGAGGAGUUAGACAAAAUUCACAUUCCAAUGCAAUCUAUGACAAGAAGAAACUUCUUUGAACAAGAUUUUGAAGAUCAAAAGAAAGAGGAGGAAGAAAAAAUACUGUUGGAGAAUGAGGAGAGAGAACUGAAGAAGGAGGAGGAAGCGGCGGAAAAGAAGAAGGGAGACAAACGCAAUCUAGUGUCCGCUAAAAAGGGCUCGGAAAACGGAUCCUCCAGUAAAAUACCUGCCCCACGGAAAGGUUCUCGAGCUGGCUUAUCGGGCUCAAAUUCCACUACAAAGAAGUUUUUAUAUCCGUCACAUAUUGCAACAGAAGAUGAGAAUAAACCAGUCACGCCCAACACAAAGGGGACGGGAACCAGUAAUAAUAGACUGGUCAAAUCUAAAUCCAUCAAUUGUAUUUCUCAAAUUCCAAGGCGAGAUUCUGAAGAUCUAGAUAGCAAGGAGUUGUCCAAGACUAAGAUCGUAUCAUCAUCCCCCUCCCCCGGGAAGACGCCAGGCAAUAAAGCUCAGGUGAACAGUAACACAUCCAAACUGCCAUCAAGAGACUCGAACGUAAACAAAAAGGGAGUCUCGUCUCCUAAACUCUCCCGACUGCCUCUGUACAACUCCAACCCAAAUCUCCACCAGGGACGGCCAUCUUCUCCCUCCCUCAUCCCCAUCAAAGCCUCCACCACUAGUACCACCAACAAGACGAGUAAGACUCGUGGGAGUGGGAUCCCCGCCCCUGGGAGCGCGGGAUUAAGACGAGCCUCUGUGCCCACUAUCUCUACCCACAGAAGAGGAUCUAUAGGGGGUCAGCUUAGCACCGAGGUGACUCCAAAAGCAAAAGGCAGUAAUGGUGCAUUGACUCCGUCCAUUAAAGAGAGGAAAAAAUCACGAUAAUCUGGUGCAGUAUGGGAGCAUCUGCAUCAAGAUGAAUCAUGGGAAACGUAUUGUUUCCAUAGUGACUGUGAUAGAACCAAUCAGAUUUCACCUGACAUUUGUGUAUUAUAUUGAUCCUGUUAAGUUUAUUGCCUAUACUGCUGAAAAACACUGUCAGGUUUUGUUUUGAUAAAAAGGAGAAAGUUAGAAUAAAGACAGCUUCUAAAUCGAGACAUCAGCCAUUGAAAUCAUUACUGUUAGCUGAUGAUGGUGGCAAAUCAUUAUGAUGGACAAGCACCACUUGAAAAGUGCCUGGCGGUAUAAGUACACGUAUAUGUCAUCCAAGAUGUGCAAGACUGGAAAACAUUCCAUUCUUUUUUUUUUUGUUAUUUUCAUAAUUUAUAGUCAUAUUAGCAAAAAAUGAUCACAAGUAUAAAUCAAAAUCCUGUGAUGUAUUCAUGUUGAUUUUGUACUGAAAAACUGUUGCAGGAUUUUUUUUGAAGACACUAGGGCUGUAUCAGUUGAAAUAAAUGGAACAUAGAUGAACUUUGAAAUGGCUGAUAUUCAGGUACAAAACUGAGUCAUUCCAGUAAUUUAAAGCUAAUUAAAAUUGACAAAAGUGCCUAGAUUGUUGAAAAUUUUAGUAAAUUUCAGUGAAGAUAUAAUAUUGCAAUCAUAUAAAAUUACUAUGUAGGUUAUUUGUCUCCAUGUAUGUUGCUACAUGUAUCAGCAGGUUUUCUGGGUGCAAUCAUUAGAUGAAAGUUAUAAAUCCAGAAAUACAUGUAUAAAGAAUUAAUUAAUUUAUAUGUAAUAUAAUUAAUGUAAAGUAAAUGGCAGAGAUAGUUACAAAAACCAUAUUGUUUUGUUACAUGAAAAUGAAGUUUAAAUUUAUUUUUUAGUAGAGCUAGAUUGUAAAAAUGCAUUAAAAAAAAUUAAUUCUCCAAAUUUUCAUUCCAUUAUUCUGAAGAUUUUUCUGUACCACAAUUUGAUUGUUUUAAACAGUGUUGAGAGGUGAAUGUUUAGUAAUGUUGAUGUAUUAGUGUUAUUGUUGAAUGAAAAAUUUUGUGCAAUUGGAAAUGAAGCAGACAUAAUUCCAUGUGUAUGUGUGUGUUUUACACAGUAUUUUUUUUUCUAGUGUUACAUGUUGAAAGACUGUGUUAUAUAAUGAAAGGGAGUUUAUUUUUGUUGAUUAAGAAACCUAGAUGUGCCUGUUGUGUAUGAAAUUUUAAAUAUUUUUACUCUUUAAAGUUGAGAUCAUUUUUAAUUCUUUAAAAGAAAGUUAUGAUAUGGUACAAUAGCUCACUUUAGAAGCCCAUAUAUUAAUUUAUACCCUGGCACCCACAUUUAAUUUUAGUACUAUAGAUACUCUCUUCUUUUGCUAACACUACAGUAUUUUGAAAAUAAAAAUUGCACUAUGGACAGCUAGUAGAAAAAAGGUCUUGUUAUACAUUUUUAUACAUGUAACAAUUCACUGUUAAACAAUUUAAUCUAUAUAUAUUUAUAGCUAAUGCAUACCUCGGACAUUCUUUCAUAUGAACAAGGUCUGUGUUUAUGCAGUGCUUUAGUUACAUCUGAUGCAAUAAAAACCUGAAGAGAUUGUUCCAAGUUUUAAUUAGUACCAAUCAUGUUACAAUGUUUUAUCAAAAGCACUGAUAGUUCAAAGGUCAACAGGAAGUAAAAGUUACAAAGAAUCAUUGAAUUGCCUCCCUUUAGCAAAAAUAAAAUGUUUUGACUUUUUAAGGGAAAGUAUGUAAAAGUGGUAGACAAGCAGACUAUCUGAUGUCAAAUUUUCCUUGUUAAUUGGGUUUGUUGAUUUUUAUUUUUGAAAUUAUGCUAGUAAUAAAUUUUGAAUUCAGGAUUUUCCUUCAAUAGUCUUGCCGUACAUAAAAUAAUUUUAAAGAAUUAAGUUACAUGAUUGUAUAAUCCUUUGGGUCAUGGCAAGGUCUUUUUUUACUUUUGAUAAAAUUAUAAUUUUGAAGAAAAAUAAUGCAAAAUAAUUUUACUGUUUCUUUCCUUGACAACAUGUGAUAAACAGACCAUGACACAUUUUCAUCAAAGUUGUAUUUCCUGUUUUUGACGUUGAUAAUUUGCAAUUGACUAAAACCUUGUUGUAGUCAAUGUCUGUGUAGAACUGCUGGUAUUGUACAAAUUAAAUCACUUAUAGAACUGUUUCUUUACUGUUGUAAAAUGUACUUGCAGUUAAACUAGUUCAAAAUAUUAAUAUUUUGAAAUUAAGAAAUGAACCACUAGAAUUUCCUCUGUAUUACUUAUCUGGUUAAAUUUUGAUAGAGCUGGUAGAAUUUAUACACCAGAUUCAGCUGUGAUUUCUGUUGCAUUAUUUGUGGAGAAGACAUAGGUGCUUCAGACCUUGUGGUUAUACUGAUAUCAUCACAUUACAAUGCAAUAUUAUUAAAUGACUCAACUGAU
Saccostrea cuccullata (small rock oyster) is the source of this 5469-nucleotide messenger RNA. RefSeq names its product serine/threonine-protein phosphatase 4 regulatory subunit 4-like. Bases 169 to 3063 code for a protein of 964 amino acids. Lineage: Eukaryota; Metazoa; Mollusca; Bivalvia; Ostreida; Ostreidae. Gene Ontology annotation, molecular function: protein phosphatase regulator activity. The transcript has 29 exons. Gene Ontology annotation, cellular component: protein serine/threonine phosphatase complex; cytosol. The record is from RefSeq and is a predicted model, not a curated record.